AUGAAACGUUUUCUCUCUGUGCUGGCACCCAAUUCUCUCAAAAGCAACAAGAAAAGCACACGUCUUUUGUCUAGUUCCUCUGCCAAUUCGGAGGGAAGUGACAACUAUGAUGUGUUCUUGAGCUUUAGCGGCAAGGACACUCGUAAAACCUUUGUGGAUCAUCUCUACAACGGUCUCAUCGAUGCUGGAAUCCGCGUGUUCAGAGACGACGAUGAGCUUCGCAAAGGUGAGAACAUCGGUACGAACCUUCUCCAGGCUAUUAAGAACAGUAAGAUCUCGACCCCGAUUCUCUCUCGAAACUAUGCUUCGAGCAAAUGGUGCCUUCAAGAGCUCGUUCAGAUGGCAGAGUGCAUGAAGAGCAUCGGGCACGUUGUCUUGCCCAUAUUUUACCGGGUUGAACCAACCCAUGUGCGACACCAAAAGGGGAGCUUUGGAGUGGCGUUCUCCCAAUUGAGUGAGAAACAUCCCGAGGAAGAUGUUGCGAAAUGGAAACAAGCUCUCCAAGAAGUGGCUUCCCUUAAGGGAUGGGAAUCGAAAAAAACUGCCCACGGCCACGAAGGAGAAUUGGUGAAAAUGGUCGUCAGAAAAGUUUUGACCGAGUUAAAGAAGGCCUUUCGGCUGGUUGUUACCGAACAACUUGUCGGAAUCGACGAUGCUGUGGAGGAUAUCUUGAGAUUGCUGGAUGAUAACCCUAGUGCAACCCAAACUAUCGGUAUUUAUGGAAUGGGGGGCAUCGGUAAGACAACUUUAGCCAAGGUCAUCUACAAUAAGCUCUCCGACCAAUUUCAACAUCGUUGUUUCCUUGAAAAUAUUCGAAAAUCCUCCACAAGCCAUGACGGCAUUUUAUAUUUGCAGAAUCAAUUAAUAUAUAGUAUACUUAAAAAAAACAAUCAAGCAUGUAAUAUGGAUGAAGCAAUUAGGAUCAUAGAAUCUAGAUUUAAACGUAAGAAAGUCCUAAUUCUUUUAGAUGAUGUGGAUCAUAAAGAUCAGAUCGAAGCUUUGGUUGGGAAACAUGACUCAUUUGAGAUGGGAAGUAGGAUAAUAAUUACUACAAGAGUAAGGUCUGUUCUUGAUAAUGCUGGGGUGAACUGCAAGUACGAACUCAAGGAAAUUGCUGAGGAUAAGUCCUUGAUUUUGUUUAGUAGACAUGCCUUCAUGAGUGACUCUCCUCCGUGUGAAUUUGAGACUCUCUCUCGUGCUGUUGUAUCCACUACCGGAGGGCUUCCCUUAGCUCUCGAAGUUAUAGGUUCAUUUCUAUGUGGGCGUAACCAAGCAUUUUGGGAAGAUGCGUUAAAGAAGUUAAAGAAAGUACCACAUACAAAAGUGCAAGACAAGCUGAGGAUAAGUUAUGAAGCACUAAACUAUGAGGAAAAGCAGAUAUUUUUGGAUAUCGCUUGUUUCUUCAUUGAUGUUGAUUAUAUGUAUGUAUCCUACAUGUGGGAGGCCUGUAAUUUUCUUCCGAAUAUGGGCAUUGAAACAUUGAGUUUCAUGUCACUAUUAAAAAUUGAAGAUAAGGGAGUAUUGAAAAUGCAUGACCAGCUGAGAGACCUCGGUAGGGAAAUUGUUCGUCAAGAAGAUUACGAUGUCCCUAUGAAUCGAAGUAGGCUGUGGGACCAUGAUGAAGCCUUGGAAGUACUCCAGAACACUAAGGGAAUUCAAAAAGAUCGCAUUCAAGCCCUUGGGCUCCCCGGAGACUGCUCGCAGAGUGAAUUCACAACUGAACAAUUUGAGACGCUACCGAACUUAAGGCUCCUUGCAGUAAAUGGCGCCAAACUGAUUGGAGAUUCCAAAAGGUUGCUUCCUAAGUUGCGAUACCUUACAUGGUUUGGGUGUCCUGCAUCCGUGGCUACUAGUUUUCAUUUAGAGAAAUUAGUCGCACUUGAAUUAUCUGACAGUGACAUUUCGGAGCUUUGGGAAGGUUGGAGCCGUCUCAAGGUGGCGAAGCAGUUGAAAGCUCUAAGCAUUAAUGAUUGCCAUUGUUUAAAAGUUACUCUCGAUCUCUCAGCCUUCCGAAAUCUGGAGGUAUUAUCCUUCGAAGGAUGUGAUAACCUGGAGCAAAUUCACCAUUCUAUUGGAGAAGCCAAGGGCCUCGUUUAUUUGGAUUUGUGCAGAUGUGAGAAACUCAAAGAGCUACCUCAAGAAAUGGGCAAGUUGGAAGAGCUGAAGGAACUUCACGUAGCCGGGACUGCUGUGAAGGAAAUCCCUCCAUGCAUAGGUUCUUUGAAGAAGCUGGAGAUUCUUAAUGCCGCUGAUUGCCACUCCUUGGUUGGACUUCCCAACUCAAUUAGCCAUUUGGUAAAUUUGUUGACCCUUCAUUUGAGUGAUUGCCCCCGGUUAUGUGCACUUCCAGAGAGCAUCGGAUCCCUCGUGAAAUUGGAGCACUUGAUGUUAGGCGGAUUGAGGCUUCUAAAGGAUUACCAUUUUGACCAUGCUCCCAAUUAUAUCCUCAACUCAAUUGGGGAGUUUGAACAGUCGAUCGCGUUGGACUUGUCAUGUUCAGGCAUUCGCGAAUUGCCUGAGUCCAUUGGGGAUUUGAAAAACCUGAGACGUUUGCAUAUUGAUUUUAAUAAGGAAUUGAAAAGUUUACCUAGUACUAUUAGCAAGUUGGGCAACCUUGAAGAAUUAGACGCUACAAAAUGCGAGAGUCUGGGAGGGGAAAUUCAUAUAGAUGGGUUGUCUUCAUUGAAGAUCCUUCGAUUACGUUCGACAUGCGUUUCAGGCUUCCCCAACGAAUUUGAUAAGCUUUCUUUUCUUGAGGAACUUGAUUUACGCGACUGCAAGAUGCUUCAAUCGCUGCCACAAAGCAUCAGUAAGUUGCCUUCUCUGCAAUGUCUUGAUGUAAGAAGAAGUGACAAUCUUCGGUUGUUGCCAGAGCUUCCUGCCUGUUUGACGUUUUUGGGAGUCACUUGUCGGCAUCAUACAUUGCCUCAACUUUCUCAUCUAAUCCUCCUAAAAGUGCUCGUCGUUGUGGGUUGCCAAUUGCUGGCAUCCUUGCCGGAGCUUCCCUCAGGAAUAUUGGAGCUUUUUGUCCAAGAUUGUGAUCAGUUGAAAGAGUUACGGAGCUUGUCAAAUUUGGAAUUCUUGUCAAAAUUAACUAUUGAUUCAUGCAGCGAGCUGACAGAAAUCAAGGGUCUGGAAGCAUUAAAAUACUUAGCAGAAUUAUCUAUAUCAAGAUGCGGUAAGUUGUCCAACCUCGACGGCCUUGAACAUCUAGAGUCUUUGAGAUCCUUGAGUUUGGGUAGGUUCUCUGCGUCAGAUGAUGCACUUUGUCCAGUAGAGGAUGACAUAGUUCAAGUUCGAGGCCUUGACAAAUUGAAAAACUUGGAAGAGCUGCGGUUAGGGGACUGUCAGUCCCUUGUAAGACCGGACCUUUCGCAGUUAACACAUCUGAAGAUAUUAUACUUUUACAAUUGCCACAAUCUAGUGGAAAUUAAAGGCCUCCGGAGAUUGAAAAACUUGGAAAAGUUGGGUAUCGUGGGGUGCGGAUCCAUUGAAACAUUACCGGACCUCUCAUGCUUCGAUAACCUGAAACAUUUGGACAUUACAGGGUGCUCGAAGCUUGGUCAUGUUCAGGGUCUGGAGAAAGUCGCAGAAGUGUACAAAUGA
Molecule: messenger RNA, 3606 nt
Organism: Rhodamnia argentea
Lineage: Eukaryota; Viridiplantae; Streptophyta; Magnoliopsida; Myrtales; Myrtaceae
Product: disease resistance protein L6-like
Exons: 4
Coding region: 1-3606 (1201 amino acids)
Biological process (GO): defense response; signal transduction
Molecular function (GO): ADP binding
Source: RefSeq, a predicted model, not a curated record